Messenger RNA from Nerophis ophidion (straightnose pipefish), 6453 nucleotides. Its product is annotated as eukaryotic translation initiation factor 4 gamma 1-like. The record is from RefSeq and is a predicted model, not a curated record. Lineage: Eukaryota; Metazoa; Chordata; Actinopteri; Syngnathiformes; Syngnathidae. Gene Ontology annotation, cellular component: eukaryotic translation initiation factor 4F complex. Bases 101 to 5302 code for a protein of 1733 amino acids. The transcript has 32 exons. Gene Ontology annotation, molecular function: protein binding; mRNA binding; translation initiation factor activity.
AUAGCAUCCUCCACACCAACGCCUGCCUGGUACGCAAACUGCAGGCUGUCCUGGGCAUGUUGCACCUGUGGUCUGAGGAGGCUGAGAAAGAGCCGCUCCAAUGUCUUCAUUAGAUGAGAGGCUUGCAAGGCUGUGGACCUCCCCCUCCUAUGCAGAACUCCAUGAAAUGAAUAAAGCACCACAGCCUGGAACAGGACCCCCCUCUCACCCUCACCCUGCCCCCUCCCCUGGCCUUUCACAGUCCUCAUUCCCCCUUGGGCAGCCCCCUUCUGUUGUAUUUGCCACCACACCACCCCCACAAAUGAACCCAACACCUCAGUCCAGACAGUUUGCCUCAGGGCCCAGGCCUUUACAUCAACAGGGAAACUUUAGAUCACUACAGCCCUACUACACUAAUAGAGCAAGUCUGCCUCCCAGUAGUGGGCCUCGUGGCGUUCCACCCAACAGUGCACCUCGGUCUGUGACUUCCACCCACGUCUACCCUGGCUCCCAAAUGAUGAUGAUCCCAGGACAACAGCUGUCUUUCCCCAGCUCACCACAGGGAACGGCCUUUUUUAUACCAGGCCAGUACCGCUCACAGACCUACGUGGCCACACCCCAGCAAUACAAUGUACCCGCUGGCACUCCGGGUUUCUACCCAGGUACCAGCCCUGCUGAAUACAGUAGUUAUGCAGGGGCUUACUAUUCAACUCAACCUCAGUUUACCCCUCCAGUUCCGGCAGCGCCCGUCAUCAUGAACCCAGCCCCUCAACAGCAGCAACCACCACCUCAGCCUCCUCAACACAUCCACACCAAACGGGAACGUAAACAGAUCAUAAUAAAAGACCCAGAAAGUGGUAGAGACAUUACAGAGGAGAUUAUGUCAGGGGGCCGCAGUGGCUCUACACCAACACCACCACAGACUGCCAUAUCUGGAUCAGACAGUACAGGAGUGGUCCCGUCUAAUGCUGAGAUUGUACCAGCUGCUAUUGCACCACUAUCAUUUGGAGCAGAUGACAGAGAUAAACCUUUGCUGCCUCAUCUUUCUCAGCCCCUUGAUAUGGUUAAGAAUGACUGCAACCCUACAGAAGCAGCCUCCUCUGACAUGAACAUUAAUCCCACGGCUCCGCCUCUAAUAUCAGAAGCAUCAGAAACCCCCUGCAACUCGCUUUUUACCCUUGUGCCCAGCGUUUCCAUUUCAGACGUAAUGGACGCCCCCAAACCUCCCAGUGAACUAAUUCCUGAGGCCCCGUUGGCGCCUGAGGUGCCUGCCUAUCCUGCACCCAUUCCUGAUCCUGUGCCUACUUCUGUUGGACAGGAAAACCCAGAAAGAACAGCAAAAAGGCUUAAGGACAAGGUGGUUAGAGAGAAUGCUAUUAAUCCAGAAGAUAUGUCUUCUUUUAUGGACAAAUCAUAUGCUCCUUCUGCCACCUCAAACGGCAUGGCUGUUGAUGAGUCAGAAGGGUCUUUGGCCAUGUUACCAUCUAUUUGCCCGCAGGCUCCUCUGGAGUCUCCCAUUGCUCAGCCUGAGGAGCUUCACCUUCCCAAUGGUUUACCAUUGCCAGCUCUACAAGAUCCAGAGGCUCAGGCUGUUACUACAAUAGGACGUGAUGAUAGCCCCAUCGCUGAACCUGACAUUUUUCUGGAGCCUGUGGCUAAAGCCUACGAAGCCAUCACAGAGGCAGUGCCUCCAUCAGUCUCUGAAACAACUACAGCACCUGUUGAGUUGGAAUCUACAGUCAGUCCAGUGGUUCCUGCUGAGCCAACUAGCCAGGCAGCACCUUCCCAGCCUGACGAGCAUAAAACAGUUCCUUCUGUUUCCCUCGACACGAAGGAUAACCCAAUCCCUGAGUACAAUCACAAGGAAGAAACAUCAUCUCCAGGUCCAAAAGAUGACCCUACCCCAGAGAAAGUAAUCAGUCCUCCCCAAGUAGUACCCACUGCCCUUGUAGAAACUACAGCUGCUGUGUCUGUGCCAAAGAAAAAGAGGAAAAUGAAGGAUUUGAACAAAAAGGAAGCAGUGGGGGAUCUUUUAGAUGCAUUUAAAGAGGAGAACAUAGUUGUCCCACCAGAGCCUGAGACUGUCCCACCAGAGCCUGAGAUUGUCCCAGCACCAUCAGCUGAAACCCAACUUCCCGCGGCUUCUCCAGCAUUGGAGGACACGGACAUGACCUGGGAGGACAAAGAGGACAAGUUGGAUGCCGAGAAUGUUCAGCCAGAUGAUAAUGGGAAGACAGCAACCGACAAGAAAUAUCAGUAUAAAGAAGAACAAUGGCAGCCAAUCAAUCCAGAGGAGAAGAAAAAAUAUGACAGGGCGUUUCUGCUGGGUUUUCAGUUUACCUUGGCCAGCAUGAACAAGCCCGAGGGUCUUCCUGCCAUCAGUGAUGUCGUACUUGACAAGGCUAAUAAGACUCCUCUGCGCCAACUUGAACCUAGUCGCCUAACUGGGAUGAACUGUGGUCCUGAUUUCACACCUUCCUUUGCCAACCUUGGCAGGCCUGGUAUGGGUGGAGGAAAUAGAGGACCACCUCCGGGUAUGGGUAUGAGCAUGGGUAUGGGCAUGGGCCCACGUCGCUCUCAACAGAUGCAAAGGAAAGAGCCAAGGAAAAUCAUUACCAGCAUGUCAUUCAAUGACGAUGUGAAGCUGAACAAGGCAGAGAAAGCAUGGAAGCCUUCAGUGAAAAAAUCUAUGCGUAGUACAGCAGAUGAGACUGACGAUUUUGAUGCUGAUCAUCUGAAAACACAGGAAUUGUUUAAAAGCAUCCGCAGUAUUCUCAACAAACUGACCCCUCAAAAGUUUGAACAGCUGAUGAUACAAGUGAAAGAACUAGAGAUUAACACUGAAGAAAGGUUAAAAGGUGUCAUAGACCUUACCUUCGAAAAAGCCAUCUCUGAACCAGGCUUUUCAGUGGCCUACGCCAAUAUGUGCUGUUGCGUAAUGGGGCUGAAAGUUAAAGCUACAGAUAAGCCUGAGGGCACAGUGAAUUUCAGGAAUCUGCUACUCAAUCGAUGCCAGAAAGAGUUUGAGAAGGAUAAAGAUGACAAUGAGAUUUUUGAGAAGAAGCAAAAAGAGGUGGACGCUGCCGAAGGGGAUGAGAAGAAGCGGUUAACUGAGGAGCUUGAAGAGACGAAGUACAUUGCGAGGAAGCGCUCACUCGGGAAUAUCAAAUUCAUCGGUGAGCUUUUCAAGCUCAAGAUGCUCACAGAGCAUAUCAUGCAUGAUUGCGUUCUGAAACUACUCAAAAACCACGAUGAAGAGUCUUUAGAGUGCCUGUGCAGACUGUUGUCCACCGUUGGCAAGGAUCUCAACUCUGAGAAGGCAAAGCUUCGUAUGGAACAGUACUUCAGCCAGAUGGAUAAAAUAGUUAAGGAAAGGAAGACCACAUCCAGGAUUCGCUUUAUGUUACAAGAUGUGAUGGACCUUCGACGGAAUAACUGGGUGCCAAGACGAGGUGACCAAGGCCCUAAGACUAUUGACCAGAUUCACAAAGACGCUGAGCUGGAAGAGCAAAGAGAACAGAUGAAAGUGCAUCAAGCGCUCAUCUCCAAGAAAGAUUCUGUCGGUGGUCCGGGAAAUAGAAUGGGGGGCGCGGGAUCAGGGAGUCGUGGUGCACCUCACACCUCUAGUCGCGGUGUUUCCCCACAAGACGACGGUUGGAACACAGUUCCCAUCUGCAAGAACCGACCUUAUGACGGCUCACGCCUAAGUAAAAUCGCAAAGACAUCGCCUUUUGAUGCCCUCAGUCAGUGUCUUGCUCCAGGAGGCAAAGGUUCAUUAAGCUGGGGUAAGGGCAGCAGCGGUGGCAGCAGCACAAAGUCUGCUGAUUUUGGCCCAGAAUCAGGAGGCCGCCCAGCUACCAGCACUCUAAACAGGUUCUCAGCUCUACAGCAGCCCUCCUCAGGCUCUUCCCUGGAGUCAGACCGGCGUGUUCCUCAAAGAAACAGCUCGAGUCGAGAGCGAGGAGAGCGAUAUGAUCGCUCUGAUCACGGUAUUGACCGACGUGAUGACCGAGAUCGAAACAGGAUACAGGUUGCCACUAAACGCAGCUUCAGUCGGGAAAUUGAGCGGAGUCGGGAGAGGGACCGACGUGGGUCAGCAGAUCCAGUCCGCAGAGUGGCAAACAAAACAGAUGACAGAGAUCAGGGCAGCAAAGAGAGAACUCAGAGCAGAGAGAACGUGAAGAGGGAAACUACUUCCACACCUCCACCUCCCCAGGCCUCAACCAAGCCUUCAAUGACUGUAGAAAAGCUAACCAAGAAAUCCAAAGAUAUAAUCGACGAAUACCUCAGUAUUGUUGAUAUCAAGGAAGCCUUCGAAUGUUUGCAGGAGAUGAAUUGUCCUCAUCUCCUGUCUGUGUUUGUACAAGUCGGACUGGAGUCGACGCUGGAGCGUAGCACAGUGGCCAGACAGACCCUGGGCGGGCUGCUACAGCAGCUCAUUAAGGCAGACAUCCUUCCGGUGCAACAGUACUACAAAGGGCUUAAUGAAAUUCUGGAGAUAGCGGAUGAAAUGGCAAUCGAUAUCCCACACAUCUGGCUGUACCUUUCAGAACUGAUUACCCCCAUGCUCUAUGAGGGAGGGAUCCCCAUGGGAUGCCUUUUCAAAGAGAUUUCAAAGCCUUUGAUCCCCCUGGGCAGAGCUGGAGACCUCCUGGCCACCAUCCUCAAUUUACUCUCCAAAGGAAUGAGCCAUAACAAGGUGGGGACAAUGUGGAGGGAAGCAGGACUCCAAUGGAAAGACUACCUCCCUGAGGAUGUAGAUGUCAACAAGUUUGUGACAGAAAAGAAUGUGGCGUUCACACUGGGUGAAGAGCCUGAGAAGAGCAAAAAGAAGGAAAUGAUUUCUGCAGAGCUAACCAAACAGCUUGAAAGACUGAUCCAGGAUAAGGCUGACAACCAGAGAAUAUUUGACUGGAUUGAAGCCAAUCUGGAUGAGCAGCAGACUUCUUCCCACAUGUUUGCCAGAGCCUUGAUGACCUGCAUCUGCCAGUCAGCAAUCAUUUGUGAGAAUCCGUACAAGGUGAAUGACAAGGUGAUCCGUGAGAGAGCCACGUUGCUGCGGAAAUUCCUCAAGGAUGAACAGAAGGAGUUGCAGGCUCUCUAUGCCUUACAGGCUCUCAUGGUGCACAUGGAGCAACCAGCCAAUCUGCUGCGAAUGUUCUUCUACACGCUUUACGACGAGGACGUAAUCAAAGAAAAUGCCUUCGACAAGUGGGAGUCGAGCAAGGACCCCGCCGAGCAGCAGGGCAAGGGCGUGGCCAUCAAGUCCGUCACCACCUUCUUCAAUUGGCUCCGCCAGGACGACGAAUCCGACAACGUUUAGGUCGUUGGACUGGUGGGAUUUUAGCGAGCAUCCUUGGGGAGAGAAGACCUAACAUGGACGAUUCAGCCUGAAUCAGCAAAACCCUUCUGCAUAAACAGGAAAAAAAAGCAAUAAAAAAAUUAUUCAACUGGGAGAGAUUGUAUUAUGGAUUGAUGCCAUUUCUUUUUCUUUUUUUUUUUCUCCUUUUUUCCCCUUGGCGAUUGAAUGUGCUAAUUCUAAGAAUACGGCAGCAUUAAAAGAAAAAGUAGGAGGAGAGGACGCCAUUUUUCUCAGUAUUUGUUUUGAUAGUUUAACUAAGGCUUUCUCUUACCUGAGCAAACAGUACACUGACAAAUGUGCUAGAAGCGCUUCACAAAUAUAUCUAUUUUUGAUGACUUCAUCCUUUUAUCGUGACGCCUUGCCUUUGGUGUGUGAUUACACGUGGACGCUUUGCUUUUUUUAUUUUCCCGUACUGGAUGAUUGGGAGUGUGUUUUAUACAAGACAAGAGGAAAAACAACUACACAGGAUUGUGUCUAUUGGAUAAAUUCUGGACUCCUGAGGAUUAAACUCUAAGAGGAGAACAACCUUGAACUUUGACCAUUUUGCUGCUGGGGGGCGAUGGCGCUUUUUUCACGCCCCCCUCCACCUACUUAACCUACGCUGUGUGUCGCUUGUUUGCUGCAGCACACAACCUGAGCAGCAGGGGAACAUUGCUGCACCGCUCCAUAGCUUGUUGGACCUUUAGAUGGAUACUCGUAUUGAAACUUGAAAGCGCUAUGAAGUUGAAAAUCCACCUUAUAAAAAGAACACUUUAAAAGAAGAAAAAAGUUUAACCGUACAAAAUCCUAAGGCCUUUUUUUUUUUUUUUUUUUUUUUUUUUUUUUGCAUCCAUGAAUGGAAAUGCAUUUCAGGAGAAUUAUGUACAUAUAGUUUUUGUUUGGUUAUUUUUUUCCUUCUCUUCUGGACGUUUACCCCUUGUAUUUAUAUUUCUCUCCUCAGCUGGCAGAAGGUGCUCGUAAUUAUCAAACCCAAUUAAUUGAUUACAAUUAAGUCAAACUGUGUAAAUAAAUAUUUGCUUUACUUUAUUAAAGAAUAUAUUUAAUUAAAGAACAUUAUGCCUCUUUUCACAUCCAAAACUGGAAGAAAUAAUAAAGACCGUUGGAAAUCGAAA